CUUUAUACGGUAUAAUCGUAUAAUGUAUAUCGUAUGCUUGUGUGCGCGCGCGAGUUUUGUUUGCAAACGCGGCCGUCGAGCGUUGUAUCUACUCUCCGCCGCUGCUGCUGCUGCUCUCGGUAUACUGAGAGAUUUCUUCUCUCUCGCUCUUCGCUGCUGUCCCUUCUCUCUCCCCCCACCCCGGCGUAGCGGGCUGUGCAAGUGCAGAAGGCACUUUAAGCCUAAACACUCAUUUCCGACUCGCUAUGCACUCUCCGCAUUUGACUGUGUUAUACUGUCGAUCAGCCGAACGCUUCGAUACGAGCUGAUUCAUCGCAGCGGAACUCGAGCGAUUUUCUCGGGCUGAUCGUGCAGGCAAACGUCGUAAUCGAUAAGGUAAGCAUUAGAGCGUCAACUGUCGAGUGUAGAAGGGGCCUCUCGAGCGAGCGGGCGGAUAAAAAUGAAAAAUGCCGACCGCGAUCGGCUUCAGCUCGGCUACUCUCGGAAUCUUACGGUCCCUCUCGGCGCGCUGCAGCAGCGCUUCGUUUGGGGCCCCUCCACCAUGCACUCGGCUCUUUCAUUCUCGGAGAAAUUCUUUCUGUGUAUUCACACUGCCGCUCGAGCCUACUCUGCGGUCAUUAAGAAAUUCUGCCUGUGCGGAGCAGAAAGCCGCGAGAGAUGGGUGUGAAAAUGCACGGCUUUUCUGCGAAAACGCGUUAAAGAAUAUAGGCUGCAUUCUUUCACUUGAUGUGACGUGUUAUUAUUAUUUUAAGGAGUGUAAUUAUUGUUGUAACGGCAAUUGUCAGAUUAUCGAUGGUUUUGCUCAUUACGGUUAUUCGUAUCGUUUAGAAAAAUCCCUUAGUAUAUAUUAUUCAUGAGACUUAGGUAUAGUUUUUUAAGCGUAAAUUGGACGUGCAAUCCAAGCGUGUUUUUUCACGAUAUUUGAAUGGAAAAUGUAUGUAGCUAUUUACUGUUUAUAACAAAUUUAAACGAUUCUAACAAUAAAAGAUACAGGGCAGCCAGAAGAUCCUACUUAUAAUUCUACAAUUUACAGACUAUACCGUUCCCCGCUCGUGCAAUUCAUUCAACUGCCGGAAAAUUUCCCCUCCGACCUACUCAGUCAUUUUCGCCCGGUCACCGUCGGCCUCUUUAUGUACGCCUAUAUACACACACACAUAUAUAUAUAUAUAUAGUAGCCCCUCGGAGUCUAAGGACGAGGGCAAUAAGACCAGCAAGGGAUCAUUCAGAGAAACGCCCAGCGUCAAUUGUAGCCGUUGGAACACCCGUGAAUCUACCUGCCGUAGCCUGAGGAGCCAUACAAGAGCUUUCAGUCUCUGUAUACCUACAUGCAUUUAAGAUAAUUCUUCCCUUUGGCGGGAAGGUACCUGCCGAAGAGAAAAAACUGACCGGUUUUACGGAAGGGACUAUUUUGGGAAAAGCCAAGGAGGAGAUAAGAGGGAAAACGAGGGUGUGAGAUGUCUUUGAGAGAGUAAAUAUAGCUCAGGGGAUAGAUUAUAGGUUUUUGAGGCUUCGGUUGUUUGACGAUGUAUAUGCGCAGAUAAGAAAAUAUGUUUGUCGAAUAGAUGGAGAAUUUUUUUUUGGCAGCUCUUUAAAACUAUUUAUUUAAAACUAUAUGUAUAUAGAUUGUUUCUGAAAAGUGACGACGAUGGCGUUAUAUCUAUUGAUCAAAAGUUUAUUUAGAAUAAACCAAUCACGAAAUCUGUUAAUCUAAGGAGAAAAUUCAAGACAAUAACAACAAUAGUGAAUCACACUUUUUAUAAUACGCGCGAAAAUUCGAAAGAUCAGGUCUGCAUGAACUUGACGCUUAUAGUAACUUGUAGACAAAACUUCCUAGAACCAGUGAGCCGAGCAAAAAAUAAAGUAACUACGGUCGAUUGCGUUAGAAUUGAAACCAGAUGAUCACUUACUGUGUUGAAAUGUGCGAGUACAUACCAAGAUUACGUUAAAAAAGGAGGACUCGAAAACGUGCCGCGAAAUAGGCAUCUCCCGGUGUCAAGUUCAUCCCGCCCAACUUCUUAUAGCAGCCCGCCUUCAUCGAUUUUUCCAAGCUAGUAUAGAGUAUACAGACUCUGAGCUUCACGGCCAUAAUUAACCGGGGCUUGCAGCUGUCCUACGUACUCAAGUAUAUCGAAAAGUGCCGACGAACUUGAAAUGCGCACAUUUUUGUCAACUGUUUGCCAAUGAAAAGUUCACGAGACCGUCGUGCUAAUUACCACAACGGAGACGACGCAAAGGUCACUUGACGCCAGAGCUCCAGAUACUUAUUCUAGCCUGUAAAAGCAACGAAAGCCGAAAGAUAUAGUAGGCUGAUAACAGAAGAUGAUUGUCUCGCCAGUAGCGCACUGGCUCGUGUCAAUGGACUCAUCGAUCUAAGCAUAGGUUAAGCCCUCUCCAGCCAAAACAAUAACAAUUUCAAGAGCUUGUCAAAAGCUGCUAGCGAGCCGACGCUUCUCUCGUCUACAUUUGUGCCAUGGACGUCGAUAAGAUCUCUGUCUUCACUGCUGUGGGCUUUGCACUGGCUGUUGGAGCCUUCGUACUCUGGGGCCCUUCACCUAGGCCAAGGAGAAAAGGCCAAGUCGUUGGAAUUAAAAAUUUAGGGUAUACUUGCUUCCUGAACUCGUUGCUGCAGUCCUUAGCAGCAUGUCCAGCAUUCAUAGAGUGGCUUCGAAGAAGGCAGGAGGAUGUGAAGGGAGAAUCUUUUACAAGCAGUUUGAUGUUGGUCAUAGACAAAAUCAAUGGGUUUACGGAUGAUAUGUUUGGAAGCGUGAGGCCAGUUGAAGUAAUUACUUCUCUGGGUCCUCUCUGGAAUUUUGCUCCAGGGCAUCAAGAUGCUCACGAAUUAUUUCACGUUUUUCUGAGUGCUCUUCAAGCUGAACUGCAGACUGCAUGCAGAAAGGGUUGCUUGUCUGAUGCUUUGCCAAAAGCUCCAUUAGUGAUAACUGAUAUAAAAGGAUCCGGAGAUCCUGUGAAUUUGAGAAGUGUGUCUUGCAAUGACAUUGCAUCAGCUAAUGAAAGAUGCGAAGUUCCAAGGGAAACAAAUAAAAAUCUCAGCAAUCAUGUGGUGACUUAUGCACAGUCUAUAACAAACGUAUCAGCUUCCAUGACAUCUAUCAAACCUGGUAUCAUUCUUGCGAGAUCUUCUGAAAUAAUUUCAAAAAUAAUUGGAGAAAGUGGUGAUGAUGGAGAUUCUCUGAGGCCAUGGAGUUCAAUGUGUGCCAUUCCUUCACAAAACACUACUCCUUCGUUUUCCAAUAAAGUCCAUCCAUUUUCUGGCUUGUUGACAAGUCAAUUGAUAUGCACAGCAUGUGAAUGGAAGAGUCCAGUACAUUUCGAUAAAUUAGAAAGUGUUUCAUUACCUCUACCACCAGUUACUGAUGGGUUUAUGUGGAAGAGACUUACUCUGGUGGAUUUACUUUCUCGACUGGUAUCGAAGGAAGUCAUUAAUGACGUGCAAUGUGAUGGUUGCAAUAAUCGAUGUGCAGCUUACAAAACUCUUACAUUCGGCAAACUACCGAAGUGCCUGUGUCUCCACAUUCCAAGAACAACAUGGAGCUCUUCUGGAAAGCCAAUAAAAAGAGAUGAUCCUGUGAUAUUCAAUGAGGCUCUUAUACUAGAUCCUUUUACAUACACAGACACCAAGAGAAAGAAUACGCAAUCACAAGGUAGUUUGCAUUCAAUGGCGCUUCUAAAUGGUCAAUCGCUGCAGCGCGGCAAACAUAAGUAUUAUCUUUAUGCCGUUAUUGAGCACCGAGGACCCGUCGAUGCUGGUCAUUUUGUCUGUUACAGACGGGGUAAUCGUCCAGGCCAAUGGUUGUACACUUCUGACACAAUAGUGCAAAAAACGACUCUAGAGGAUGUCCUAAGUGCUAGUCCGUACCUAUUGUUUUACGAAAGAGCAGUCACACGCGAUCAACAAUAAAAAUCGUUUUCUAAAAACAGGUUUAGCGUUAAAAAGUUGAUUUUUAUUUAAAAAAUGUAAGUGAUUACAGAAAGUUGAGGUUGUUUUGUUUUCUUAAUUUUAAAUUUUAUUUAAAUUUUUAGAUUAGCUUAUUUCCCAUGGUUACUUUAUUAAAACUAAACCUGUUUAAUUUUUAAGAUAUUUUUGUGGCUUUUAACGACGAUCCUAAAAAUAAAAAUAAUGAUAAUACUUAAUCGCCUAAAGGGAAAAAACAUAAUUAAUUACAAGAUCGUUUAAAUUAGUGAUGAAAUUUUCACCACUAUUAGUACAUACAAACUAUUAUAAGUCAUCGUAAGAGGCGUCGUUACGGAAAUUCCGUAAUAUUGAUUAGUCUUUAUUGGCUUUGAAAAUUUUUCACUUCCUUUAACAAUGUUCGUAAUUUGUCUUUGGAAUGUCUUGACUUGAAGUAUAUAAGAAAUAAUGUUCCAUUGAAUAUUUUUCUAUUAUUGAUAAUCUUGAGAAACAUACGUAAAUUAUAUAUUGCUUAUAUCAAUUUGUCUAAAUCUCACUAGUUAGUAUUUAACGUAAUACUAUCCAAAUAAGUAGCGACGCCUAAAAAUCAAUCGUUCGCUGUAAUCCAUAUAAUUAAGAGUUAACAAGACUUUAGAACAAGGCUUACUGAACAUCGUUAAUUGACCGCUAAAAUGUAGCGUCGUGCUAGCUUUAAGAUCUUCAACGUCCCGUGUUAAAGUAGAAAGCUAUUGAAUUAUACAACUUCCUACGACGGAAUGUCAGUCGAAACUUCCGACUAAAGUAGACUAGAUCUAUAUUACACAUUCUGUGCCAACUUCCAUAACUCAUGAUCCAUAUAUUUUAAAUCUUACCUAUAUUCUAGUUAAAAAAAUAUUAUUUUCGAUUUAUUGAUAUUUCGAUUAACAAAAUGAUUAAAUCAAUCUGAACAAUCUCUGCAAAAAAAUAUUUGUUUCUUAACGGAAUAUAAAUAAGAAUUUCAAAGAGCCUGCGAACCCUUUGUUCUUUAAAUUUAAAAUAAAAUCGAGAUGCAUUGUCAUUAAGUGAUUUGUAGGGUAAGAUCAUAGAACACACACCGAAAGACUAAAAUUAAAGAAUUCAAAGACUUGGAAGAGCUUGUUGGAACUCGAUUAAAUGUUAAUCGCGGCGGAGUUUCCAAUUUUAUCAAGAAUGUCGUGUGCUUAGGAAAACUUCAGUGAUAAUUUUAUACUGGUGUAUUCUGUCCCUGAAUUUUAGAUGAGAAAUGUAUCGAUAUUAAUCAUGAGUCGCUCUUUAACCCUUAACGUCUUUGACGAGCGAAUUUUUGUACGGAAGUUUUAGUAAGAAAAGCUAAUUGCGAACGAGACUGAUGACGUAAAUUUAGCCGGAUAUACCGUUAAUGCGUGAUAACGACGAAGGAUUGCAGGGUAGUGCGCUCCGUUGUAUUUGCGUAUAAAAGUGAUAUCCUUAUUAUUUAUAAAGUCUUAGAUGAUAAGGCCACUUGAAGAAAAAAAGACGUAGAAUUUAGACUUAGUGUUAAAUAAAGUGUAACUCUAUACAUAAAUGAACACAA
Messenger RNA from Nasonia vitripennis (jewel wasp), 5480 nucleotides. It is a transcript of the gene Usp30, whose product is annotated as ubiquitin carboxyl-terminal hydrolase 30. The coding region runs from base 2471 to 3919 and encodes 482 amino acids. The record is from RefSeq and is a predicted model, not a curated record. The transcript is spliced from 6 exons. Gene Ontology annotation, biological process: protein deubiquitination. Gene Ontology annotation, cellular component: cytosol; nucleus. NCBI's taxonomy places the organism in Eukaryota, Metazoa, Arthropoda, Insecta, Hymenoptera, Pteromalidae. Gene Ontology annotation, molecular function: cysteine-type deubiquitinase activity; cysteine-type endopeptidase activity.